Messenger RNA from Leptinotarsa decemlineata (Colorado potato beetle), 15047 nucleotides. RefSeq lists its product as uncharacterized. Lineage: Eukaryota; Metazoa; Arthropoda; Insecta; Coleoptera; Chrysomelidae. The record is from RefSeq and is a predicted model, not a curated record.
ACGGUUUGAACAAUAGGUUAAUGGAAAACAUGACUGUUAAAUUAUUGAAGAAAAUUGGACAAUUUGAAAAAAUUGAGGCUCUGAAAGGAAAGAAUCUCCCUUGUCCUUUGGAUACUUAUUUAACUGAUUCUGCUUAUUCUGAUAUUUACAAAACAACCAUUACAAGUGAUUAUGGUACUGACGAUGGGUUUCAUAUGAAUGAUGAUGUACAGAUUGUUGAUGAUGAUGAUGAUGAUAUUGUUGAUGUCUCUACCAGUGAAAGAAUUGAAGUAAUAAAAGAAGAAAAUUCGACAUUAACUGAAACCUCUUCACGUCCGUUAACUAAGCCUGUGCUCACAAUUUGUCUAGAUGACAGCGACUUUGACAGUGACGAAGAAACAUGCUGUUUAGAAGAAGAAGUCGAAACCAGUAAGAAAUCUUUGGAAUACCAAAGUAGUCGGAGGCAACAAGAUAAAGAAUCAUUCAAUAAAAGAAACCAUAAGCCAAUUGAGAAAGUUAAGAAUGAGGAAGAUAUAAAAGUAGAUUUAUCUUUAGAAUAUAUUUCAGGUGAUGAACAAGUAAAUAGUGAUGCGAGUCACACAAAAUCGAACUUGAUCUCAAACAAGCCUCUAGUUGUAGGUUGCGGUGGAAAAGAAGAUAAACUUCGAUCUGGUAUAUAUAAAAAUGUGACUGAAGUGUCAGUUGUAGAUACUGAAAUUGUUGAAAUUUCUGAUGACGAAUAUGAAGUAAGUCUUGAAUCCAUAAACAAUGAGAGAGAUAAAGUAAGCAACACCAAAUCUGAGACAUGCGCUAUAAAUUCAAUCAUUUCCAUGGAUCAAAUUCCAACUGAAAAGGCUCAGAAUGACAGUUUUCGUGAAGUUUAUAAACUUAAUACUUCCUCAGCUCCCAAUAUCAUGGAUGAGGAAACUAUAAACAAUGAGAGAGAUGAAGUGAACCAUACCACAUCCAAUACAUGUGUCAUUGAUUCAAUUUCCAUGGUGAAAAUACCAACUGGAAAGAUUCAAAAUGACAGCUCUUCUGAGGUUCAUAAAAUUAAUAGUCUGUCGUUAAUAUCCUCAACUUCCAAUAUCUUGGAUGUACAUACUAGAAAAGACCAGAAUGUUGCAGAAGAUGAUUUUGAAUUUAAUUCAUCUGUGGUCAACUGUAAUAAGCAACAAAAUUUAUCAACACCCAUGAAUAAGGAAAUGAACAAAGAUCUAAUAACAAUUCAUGAAUCAAAUAAUAAAAGCUGCCUAAAAGAAAAGUCUAAAGGAAAAUCAUCUUUAGGAAAAACCUCAACCAUUUCGAAGGAACUUGAAAUAAAUGACUCGUGUUCAUCUGUUCAAAUAAACGAAAAUAUGAUGAAAAGCAUGGAGGAUGGCAUUGAUAACUAUGAUAGUGAAAGAUCUAAAGAAGUACUAUCAGAAUUUGGGUCUUCAGGACUGACUCCAAAUAUUUCUGAGGAAACUGUGUUUGAAGAAACAGAUUCUAGAAAGUUGAUAUUGGAAGACGAACCUGGCUUACCGAUUCCAAUGAAAGAAUCUGUAAUUGAAAUGAUGGAAAAGCGGGAAAAUAGUAACUCUGAUGAUGAAAUGUCUCUAGAAGGAUCAUUGCAGUAUAAAUCGUUGGGACCGUUUCAAAAUAUUUCCAAGGUGACUCUAGCUGAAAGGAAUUGUAGAAAGAUAUCAGAUGAGACCCCAACUUCACCUAUUCAAGAGAACGAAGAUAUAUUGGAAGUGAUUAAAGAGCAGGAUAAUGAUAUUUUCGAAAAAAAGGCGUGUGAAAAACGCUCAUUGGAGCAUGGACCUGUAGAAAUAAUUUCAACUAUCAAUGAGACUGAAUCCGAAAGGAAUUCUAGAAAGUUGCCAGUGGUUGAAAAACCAUGUUCAUCUAUUCAAGUAAACGCAGAUGUAAUUGAAGAGAGCAAUGACUGCUCUCAAAAUGAACAGUCUAUAGGAUCACCAGAGCUUGAAUCUUUAGAAAUAACUCCAAAUAUUUCCAAAGAGACUGCAUUUGAAAUGAAUUCUGGAAUAUCAGCAUAUGAAAAAUCAUCUUCAUCUAUUCAAGUAAACGCAGAUGUGAUUAAAGUGAUGGAUGGGCAGAGCAAUGAUUGCUCUCGAAAUGAACAGUCUAAAAGAUCAUCAGAGCUUGAAUCUUCAGAAAUAACUAGAAAUAUUUUGAAAGAUACUGCAUUUGAAAUGAAUUCUGGAAUAUCCGUAGAUGAAAAACCAUUUUCAUCUAUUCAAGUAAAUGCAGAUGUAAUCGAAGUGACCGAUGAACAAAGCAAUGGCAGCUGUCAAAAUGAAGAGUCUGAGGAAGAACUCAAAUCUUCAGAAACAACUCCAAGUAUUUCUAAGAAGACUGCAUUUGAAAUGAAUUGUAUGAAGUUGCCUCCAGCAGAUGAAGAAUCAUGUUCAUCUAUUCAAGUAAAUACAGAUGUAAUUGAAGUGCCACAAGUAGAUAAAAUAACAUGUCCAUCAUUUCAAGUAAACGUAGACGUAAUCGAAGUUACAGAUGAACAGGGCGAUGACUGCUGUCAAAAUGAUGUAACAGAAUUGAUGGAUGCUCAGGGCAAUAUCUGUCAAAGUGAACAGUCUGAAGAAGAAUUAUUAGAGAAUGUAUCUGUAGGAUUAACAUCAAUGAUUUCAAAAGAAACUUUGCUUGAAACAACAAACGAGUUUGCACUAGGAGAUAAAAAAGCAUGUUCAUCUAAUGUAAUAAACGAAAAUGUAAUGGAAGUGAUGAAUACGGACAUUGCUUGCUAUCAAAAGGAAAUGUUUAAAGAAGAAUCAUCAGAGUUUCAAUCUUUAUCAAUAACUGAAAAUAUUUUGAAGGAGAGUCUGUUUGGAAAGAGUUCUGGGAAGAUGCUUCCAGAAGAUGAGUCUUCUAGCACUAUUAUUCAAAUACAAGAAGUUGAAAUGGUGGAUAGUCCACCCACUCAAGUGAAAGAAGGUAUAAUACGAAUGACAAAUGAAGUUUAUAAAGAAAUAUCUUCACACUGUGAGUCGUCACUUGCUUGUAAUACUGUUUCUAAGGAGGUUCUAGUUGAAAUUAAUCCCAGAAAGCUCACCAAUACAUGUGAAAAAGAAAUCCUAAGUGAGGAAUUUUCAGAAUUAGAAUCAACUUCCAGAAAGUUAUCUACAGAAGAUGACAAACUAGAAGAAUGCUCACCAUAUAAAAUUAGUGAAGAGGUUUCUAGUAAUUAUUCUGAAUCUCCGUUUGAUUCCAAAAACUUGGUAAUGAUUGAAAAUGAAAGCUUCGGAUCUUCAACGAUAGCACAUCCCAAAGAUAUCCCAUGUAUUUUAGAUCUGUGUUAUGGAACAGAAAAAAAUAAAAAAGAAAAUGAGAGCGAUCAAAAGUUUGAGGUAAAUGUGACAGGAACAUCUGCUCUUCCUGAAAAAAAUCAAGAUGUUGAGUGUGUGGAGCAACCUGAAACUGAGAAAUAUUUAGAAAAUGAUAAACAGACAUCAAUUAACGAUCCAUUGUCUGAUUAUAAGAAUUUCGAAACAAAUAGGGUAACUGAUGAAAAAUGCAACACAAAAGAGAUCGAUUUGGCUGAUAAAAAUUAUUUUCAACAUUCAGAAGAAAUGAAUCAUGUAUGUAGUGAAGUGACACCAUCAAACGAAAACAUUACACAAUUAGUUUCUGAUACUGAGACGCAAUCCAGCAGUGACUUUGUGGGUGUACAGAUUCUUACAAAAGACGAUAUGAAUGGUGAAAGUGAAACUUCCUACAAAAAAUUAGUGGAAAAAACGAACCUGAAGGAGAGCUUCCUAUGUCCAGAAUAUAAUCCCGGUACAAGUAAAUCCUUUGCGGAGAAUUAUCUCAAAGGUUUAUCUAAAGAACAUUUAUAUCAUAACAGCAUUGAUCAUCCAACAGGAGAAAGUCAACCUGUGAUUGCGGAAGAUCAACAAUAUUCUGUGAGUAAUGCAUUAGAGCCCUAUCAGGACCAUGAGUUACCAAAUAUAAGUUCGCCAAUCGUAAAUGUUUCACAAGAAGUUAUUGAAUGUAAAACUGAAACUUAUUCAAGUGAGAGUAUCAGUGUACUUCACGAUUCAAAUGCUGCUACAAAAGUUCUUGAAACUGUUAUUCUUUCAAAGCAAAGUGAUGAGGGACAAUCUGAAGGUUUGAAGUGCAUUGAAACGUCUGGACAAAAUCCUGUAACAGAUAUUCAAAGUAAGGAGAAUGUGGAAAAUGCUCAUUGUAUUACCAAAAACAAGGAAUGCUUGGUUUCAGGAGUAUAUCAUCAUAUAAAAUCAAAUACAAAUGAAAAUUCCAAUCAAAAUACAGAUCAGAAACUGGUGGAUUCAUUAGUUUACUCUAAUGAGGUCAUUGAAAAACAAAAAUAUGGAAAUUUUUGUCUUGAAAAUGAAAAUAAUGAACUCUCUCAACCUGAAAAAUUUGACCGGGCUACAGAAGAAGUUGAAGAAACUAUUAUUGAUGAUCAACUUGUUGUUUUUCAUGAAGACUCAGAAAUUGCAUGUGAAGUAGAAGUAGGAACUGAUGACACUGUUGAACCAACUAAAAAAAUGAGAAGUUCAGAAAAGGUUGAGCAUGAAAGAGACAAUAAGUUUGAAAAACUUGUAAAUUUGAAAUUGGAAGAAUCAAAUGAAAGAAUGUUUCAAGAGGAAGGUGGGUCAAAAUUCGACAAUAAACAAGAAGAUUCAACAGACUUGAAUGAUGAGGGCACCUCCAGUAAGCAGUUACAAAAUGUAAAGUCAAAGGAAGUUAUUUCCUUAGAACAUUUUAGAAACGAUGAGGGCAAAGGUAAUGAUAAUAUAGACCACCCAAAGCUCUUUAAGCUAGGGUAUGAAGUUGAAGAAAACUCACAUACUUCCUUUUAUUAUGCCAUGGAAGUUGAAAUAAGGUCAGAAGAUAAUCAAUCCGGGCAGGACAUACGUGGGAAAAAUGUAAUUUUUGAUAUUUGUCAUCCUGAUCCGAUCAGCAAAUCAAAAGAAUCGCUUAUUCAAAACAAUGUACAAAAAAAUAUUGGGUGCACAAUGGAUAAUAUAGCAGAAAAAAAUGAAAGGUCAGAUCAAAAAGUGAAGGAAACUCAUCAUCCUACGCCUACGGAUGUUAUUCAGAUACAGAAUGAACCCUUGCUUGAAUUUCAUAAUGAAUCUGAGUAUGUCAAUGAAGUUGAGGUAGGCGAUGUAGUAUCUGAAUGUUUUCAAGAACAAAAGACUGAAAAACCUUUCUCAGACAACCUUGAACUGAUCAGAAAAAACACAUCUAGUAAAAAUGUCUCAACUACACGAAGUUCUGAAACACCUCAAUUGUCUUUUAGUCAACAGAAAUCUGGAGUAGCUAUAAAUAUUGAAAAAACUGAUUUUUCAGAUAACCUGACAAUUUGCUCUAAAGCAAUUGAUGAAAACAUUGAAUUGACCAUGUUUAAUAAACUAAAAAUGAAUGGAAUUGAUGUUUUUGUUCAAAACGAAGUUGAGCAGACACCUUCAAAACCGUUUCAUUCUUUGGAUGUACUAGCUGAUGUUGCUACAAAUGCCCUCAGAGAAAAAGUUAAAGAGGAACGAAAACAACCUUUGAGAAGAGGGAGAUCCAUGACAACUGAAAAUGAAUUUCGUAAAUCUUCAGAAAAAACUAUUCAGAAUGAAAAAAAACCGAUGAAAAAUUACUCAAAAGUCAGCAAAUCUAAAGACAGAGUUGGACAUAUGCCAAAAGCAGCACGUGCUCACCUAACACCAAAGAAAACUGUAAAAACUAUUGUUAAUGAGAAUAUACGCAUUACAAGGAGUAGCCACUUGAAAAAUAUUAGUGAAAAAGUUGAAUCCGGUUUCAAACCUCACGACUUUUUAUCAAUAGAAAAUUCAAUACCUCCUGUGAAAAAAACAUAUGCAGAUAGAAUUGUGGAUGUAAAUUUCACGAGUGAAGAUAGUAAUGACAGUGAAAGCAAUAAAUUGUUGAUUGAUGAAGGGACAAACGCAAAAUCAAAACCCUUGAAUAAAUUGAGUAACAUAGAAGAAGAUGGAAACUUUGGCAAAUCAUCAGUGGUAAACAAAAAAAAAUCCAAUGUCAAAUCAGAGUCUGUGUUGGAUAAGUUGAGUAAGUGCAAAGCAGGUGAACAUAAUGAUAACACAUCAAAAACCUUAUCAGAUACAGUUGAAGGAGAUGAAGUUGAUACUAAAAUCUCUAAAGGGAUUGGAGAGAAGAAAGUUAACAUUUAUGAUGAUGAUACUCUUGACGAAGAUUUUCAUUUUCUCUAUGAACCAAAUGUGAAAGUCACUACAAAUGAAAAUAAAAACAAUUUUGUUGAAGUUGAAACAGUUCCUUCUAUCUUCAGAUCAUUUUCAACGACACUAGAAAAUACCACAAAAAUAGAAUCUGAAAAUAAUAAACCAAUAAGAACUAAGGCAGAAAGAAAGGCAUAUCAUCCAAGUCUAAACCCAUACAUCAGUAUCAAAAGAAUUGAUGUUAACACAAGUGAAGAAAACAUUCCACUUGAGGAUCAAAAUAGGUCAAACAUUUCAGAUACGGGAAUAAUGAAAAAUAUACAAGACGAAGAAUUCAAAACAGAUUUAGAGAUAAUACAAAAAAUGAGAAAGGAAUCUGAGGAAAAAAUUUGUGAAAACAACAAAUUAUCAAUGAUUACUGAUGUCAAAGAAGUAAACAUCAGGUUAAAUGAAGAUAUUGUACUUCUAACAAAGUCAUUUGAAACUCCAAAAUUCAAUAAUGAAAACGAGAACAGUGCAGCUUCAAAUGAACAUGGCGAUUUAGAUGAAACCCCUUUGGCUGACAGAAUUAAGAAAGAAACACAAGAGGCUUCAUGCAAAACAAAUUUGUCCAAAGAAAAUAUUAUAUGUAAUGAAAUUAUUAAUAAAAAACCCAGGAAAACUUCUAAAAAAAGGAAGAUUCAUAAAAUUACAACAAAACCUAACAUACACGAUGAACAUAAAGAUCAUGUGAAACAAACAGAAGAUGAAAGUAACAACUUAAUGAAUUCCGGUAUAUUCCAGGAUCGAUUACUUGACAAAUCAGAGGCAGAAGACCAAAAUUCAGUUAUUUUGCCACCAAAACUGAGAAGAAAAUCAAUAUCUAGAGAUAAUUUGAAUAGAUCAUUCAAUUCAGUGGAAAAUAGUUUCUCUACUAGUAACAAAGAGGUUGAGGAUAAAACAUGUAUGCCACCCCCGAAAUUAAGAGGGAAAUCAUCCUCGAUUUGUGAACGAUUCAAAGAACAAGACACUGAAUUAAGAUGGAAAUGUAAAAACACAGUUUCUCAAACAACAGAGAAAUUGAAGAAAAAGUUAUAUGAAGGAGAUUCGGUUGAUGUAGAACCGCAAUUUGUAUUAGGUGCAAAACAAAAGGAAAUUUCGGUCUCAAAUGAAAGUCUGGAUGAUUCACCAUUGCCACAAAAAAUAUUCGAAAGUACUUUUGGAGAAACAAUUUAUGAACCCAUAGCCACUCAUUGCGAUAAAUCACAAAAAUCUGACCUUUUUAAUUCACAAUCAUUUAAAGAUGGAAUGGCAUCUGAUGAAGGAAAUAAACAGAUAUCUGUUCAAAGCAGCAAAGAGGAUAACCCAAAUGAAAAUAUACAGAACCUAUCAUUGACUCUCCAAGGAAAAAUUGAAGUCGACGAAAUUGUUACUAGUAUUGAACAACAAAAUGAAAACACUGUUGAUGAGGUUAAUGCUGACCAAAAAAAAGAUCAGGGUGAACUGGUUAUAUUUGGUGACAUUGGUCCAGAAGAAAUAACUACAGAAACAUCUCAAGAAAUUUCACAGCCUCAUGAUGAUCAUGAGAAAUGUAAAUCAAAUCUUAUGACUACUGAUAUUUCGUUGGGUGAAAAGAAAGUUGGGAUUUGUACUGAUAGUAUAAAGUCAGUGGGAGAGAAUUCGGAUGUUUCAACCAAAUAUAAUAUUGAUCAGACCGAUAUUGAUAAUUCACAUCAGCUGUCAAUUUGCACUUCUGAAAACCUUUCAGAUAUCUCAGAUUUAAGCGAUCAAUUUGAAAAAGUAAUUGAAUCAGAGUCCGUUGAGAAAAUAAGCAGCCAGAAUAAGACAGAAGUUAGUUCAGCUACAAAAGAAACAGGUUUCACAACUUCCAUGAAUGAUCAAAGUAAAAUAGUUGAAACUGACAUUGAAACGAACCUACGCUCAACCAGUAUACUUUUAGAUGAUAGAGACAAUCUCGCAUCAGUAAACAAAAUCUCUACUUUAUCAAGUGAAGAAGGCCGAUCACUAAAAAAAAAUAAAAAUCGGCUAGAAAAACAAAAGUUAGGUGAGAUCAAAUCAAAUAGUUCAAUGCAAGACCAGAAUCAAAAGAUCAAUAAACCUGUGAAGUCCGAUAAACAUGGCACUGUUGCAAAGCAUGCUCCUUUGAAACAUUCUCUUGACUUUGAUAGGGUUGAUGAAGUGACUUCAAGUGAACAAAUUGAAUCUAACUGUUCAGAUGAGGUAAAUCAGACGACUGAAAUGAACAGUAGUAAAACUAACUGCAAAACAAAAAAAGUUUUACUUAUACCUCUAGAGUCUUUGAAAAUUAAAAAACAUAAAAUCAAGAUUAUAGAAUGUGAAAAAGUACAGAGCAAAGUGACCAGAGAUGAACUAAAUCAAACAGGAAUGUGUUCAACUUCUGAAGAGAAUAUUUCUCUCAUUGAAGAAGUAUGCCCUGUUGUACAAGAUCGACCCCAAGUGAAAACCACAAAAGAUUCGGAGAAUGUCAACAAAAAAGAUGAGAUUUCAACUGGAAAACAGCAAACUAAAUCUAUCUCAACCUCUCCAAAAGUUACUCGAGAAACAGAUGCCUUAAAUGUUUCAGGAAACAGUAAAAAAAUAAUUGAUGAAGGAAUUGAAAUUGAAAGUGUCAGAAAAAAAUCUCGAUCAAGAUCAAAAUUACAGCAAAAUAUUGAUGCCAAUUGUAGUAAGAAAAGUGCACAAUGUAGUUCCAAUAAAAAAAUAUCAAUUUCUACUGGUCUUAACGUUUGUGACCAAUUUUCUUCAGAAACAAAUAAAUAUCGAGAUGAAAAACAAAUUGAAGUUUGUGAAAGUAAAUCACCAAAAGGAAGAUUGAAACGAUCUAAUUCAAAGUUAUAUGACAACAGCUUUGUCAAGGAAACUGAAACUCCCACUAAAAAGUUGAAAAAAAGUCAUGACAAAAUUCUUUCUAAAUCAUAUCCACAUGCGAAUGUAGAAAAAGAAAUAAGUGAAGAUAAUUUGAAAGAUAGUAAAGUAUAUCCAAAUAUAGAAAUAAGAUCUCUAUCCAGUACUCAAGCAGAUAUUUCGAAAUUUGAUAAUGAAGAGGUUACAAAAGAUCAAAAGAAUAAAAUACACACUGAAACAGUUUGUGAAAAAUCUGAGAAAGUAACCGAAUCUGAGCCAAAUUCAGACCCCAAAGGAACAACUCAACUUCAACAAACUAUAAGUACAGAGGUGACUAAAGGGCAGUUAGAGUUGCAUCCAAAGAUUGAUAUUUCAAAUGACUCAGUAAUAUUGAUUAGCCCUCAAAAAUUAUAUUUAGAUGAUAAUAAGGAUAAGAAUAUAUCAUGCUCUCAUGAUGAGAUAACUGAUGGUCUAGAGCAGAGUGAAGUGUUAAAUGUUUUCAAAAAUAUUGAAGAAACUUGUUCUGAGAAAAAUGAGACAGUAUUUGAAAAUGAUGCUUCCACAAAUAAUCCAGAAUUUUGUUCAAACGUUGUAGGGGACACCACUAAACCUGUCGAUAUCAACACAAUUGAACUGAAUUCUUGUUUGGAAACUGAAAUAACUACUACAGUAUCAGAUGAUGUGAAUAAAACUUCAGAAGAAUCCCAUCACAACUCGCCAUUUGAAGCUGUGAAUACUUGUGAAAAAACACAACAUGAUUUUGACCUUGAAGAUAAGGAUUCUUGUAGUCAUCAGUCUUUUCAUAAAAUUGUACCAGACCCACAUGCAGAAGAAAUUGAAAAGUCUGCCAUUUGUAUAUUAGAACAACCACAGGAUAUUACUUCACAUGAAAUAAAAAUUUUCAGUCAUGACCAGGGUGACAUGAAUUUCUAUGCUGCAGUUGUAGAAAAUCAGUCUAUAGUUGAAAAUGAAAGCACAAGUAUUGAUGAGAACACUAAAACGUCAAAUUCAAUCCAAUUUUCAUUAGAAAAUGGAAAUGAAAUAUUUAAUGUUACUGUUGAUAAAAUCACUUCAACUCCUGGAGAUUUUGAAUUCAGUAACGCCAAUAUAGCUGCAAAUGAGAAAACUGAAACAACUAGCAACACCCAUUUGACCCCAGCAAACGAAAAUGAAAUCUCCAUUCCAGCUAUCGAGAACAUCACUUUACUAACAUCUAAUGAUUUUCAAUUCGACAAUACCAAUAUAUUAGUGUGCGAGAACGCUUCAUCUUUUGAUAAGCUUGAAUUGCUGCAAAGCACUGAUGAGAAAAAGCAGCCAGUUUUUUCUCAAAAACUUGAUGUAAUAACACAUUUUUUGAAUCAGGAAAGACGAGCAGGGUUCGUUGUUAUAUCUGAAGGUGACGCAAGUAUUUCUGAGGGUCAUUCCAGUAGAGAUGAAGUAUGUAUUUCAAAAGAAUCUGGUGAGAAAGAUUCAGAAGUUCAAAAAAGAGUUUCUCAAUCUAUCGAAGUAACGGACGGAAAGUCAGAAAUAACUUCUUUCACUAACAGUUCAAUAUCAGAAGUACAAAAAACAGUGAAAAUAGUUGAACCUGAAGAAACAUUGAGAAAUUCUCAUCUCACCAAGAGUCGUAAAAGAAAACUACAGGAUCUACCAAUACCAGAUAAAACAACUCACGAAAUCAGUUCUAGAAAGACAACCAUGAGAGAAUUGUCAAUACUUAUAGAUAACUCGAUUGCAAUUACUAAAUCCUCACCUUUAUCUGGUUCUCCAAGGAAACGAGAGAGAAAAUCUAUUGAGUCUGUAGUAAGUCACUUGAAAGAGAAGGAAAUCAGUUCUGUUGCUUUAAUGGAACCUACACAAAGUGCUGAUAAUAGCUGUGUUCCAAAAAAAGAAGAUAAUGAUAAUAAUAUACAUUUCAAUGCAUCUUUAUUGUUAAAAAGUGAUGAAAUUCCAGAAAUUGAUUCUGAAGUUGUGGUUUCCUCUGAUCAAUCUGCUCUCAUUUCCUUUUCGACGACAAAUGUAUCUGGUAGUAAUGAAUUGUUGAGCAGUAGCUCUACAGGUUCUUAUGAGAAUAAAUAUUCUGGUCAAGAUGAACCUCUGGAACAAUCCUCAAGUAUUGAAAAAGUUCUUGAUUGCACUCAGGAAGUGAACCAGUACCAACUUCUUCCUUCCGAAGAAAUUUUGGGAAUAAUGGACUCCAGACAAUCCCCAAAAGUAGAAGAGACGAGUGAGCCAUCAUCUCUAGCUAUAAACAACUGCUCGAAUUUGACAAUAAAAACUCAAAAUUCCAAUUCCAUAGAAGUUUCGAGCACCUCACCUGCAAAUGAUGAAGAUGUUGCAGAGAUCUUCAAAAACUUGAAAAAUUUAAAACAUUUCGGAAAAGCUACUUGCUCCAGAUUGGAAAAUAGCGCUAGUUCAUUUAUUCGCACUUCCAUUAUGUCUUCACAUGCUAACAUUAUUGAUGACAAAACCGAUUUCACCCAGAUGGCUGCAGAAGAACCUUCUGCUGAGCGUAACUCUGCAUUUGGUAUGGAGCAACAGGUAACAGUUCCUCGGGAUUCUUGUUCUAAAAACGACAGUCUGUCAAAACUUGAACAUUACAUGGAAUCACAUAGAGUUUCACCUACUAUUUCAUCUUCAACUAUCAAUAAUUCCAACAAGCAGAUUGCAAGCACGUCUGAUGUGUCUCUGAAUUACCACGAUAUUUCUCCAACUAAGAUUACCAUUGGUAGUUCACAAACCUUAGAUUUAAUUACGACACAAAACUAUCAGCUCAACCAAAACAGUUUGGGACAAAUUUCGAGAUCAAAUAGUUUCAUUACAGGCGUUUAUGGAUCAUCAAGUGAGAUUACUGAUAUGAUUCCAGUAUCCAAGCAAUCAGAAUUUACGCAGACCUUCACACCAAUUACUAAAAUAACAGAAAUCAAAGUAAGCUAUGAGGAGAACAACAGCGACCAUAGUUAUUAUAAUACUGCUGACCCUGUUAUGAGCGUUGCUGGAGAAGAUAUUUUCCCGAAAGUUAUCAAUGAUGCUUCUUCAGAAUUUUCAACAAAUGACAAUCCAAUGUCAGAUUUUGAAUUACCCUAUGAUUUUUCAGAACUAUUAAAUACAAAACAGGAUUCUGAAGAAAAGGACUGUGAAGGAAAAGACUCAGAGUCAAACCAAAAUGAUGAUUACAAACUGAGAAUGGAGAAUGAUACAAUCACUCAAAAUUUAGUAGAGAUAGCAAUGCAACCGAAGGAAAUAAACAAACUGAUUGAUCUCAUUGACUGUGAUAUAUCUACAGAAAACAGUGACAGAAUAGAAUCUGAUUAUACACCUGAACCUACUCGAGGCAGUCGUUCGUGGGAUCAUAUCGGUGAGACCGAUCAAAGUACUCAAAAGGUUAUUGUUUUGCCUAAUAAUCAUUGUUUAACUGAAACAUAUGAUAUGCCUCAUUCUGAUCUUUUGGAAAAUGAUCAGAGUACUCAAAAAGUUAUUGUUCUACCCAAUAAUCACUGUUUGACACCUACAUUCAACAUGUCUGACAAUGAUACUUUCAACUCAUUCCAAGGGAUGACUUCUGAAACACAAUUUCCUAGUUCAUCAUCAUUUAAAUUUGAUGGAAUCAAUUCUGCUUCGAAACAAAUAUCAUGUGCACCAAUGACUAAAAAAGUUUGCUCUGCAACUACUUCAAAUAUGAAGGAUUCUAAGAAAAGUUCUAUAGUGGAUUCGGAAAAACUCAAAAAGGUAAAGACAACCACUCCGAUGAAUACAGAGAAAGUCCGGAAAGUAGUACAAACAGAUAUGCUACCAACCAGAAGUUACAGUAGAACUAGACCAGCCAAAUGGAUCAAAAGUUCAAAUCAACCUUCCAGCAACAACUCCAAAGUGAUUCAGUCAACUUCUCUGGAUAAACACGAGUCUAAAACAAAAUCCCUAAACAAUAAUUCACAAGAAGUUGUUUCUACAGACAAUCUGUUAGAAUUAUCAUUCUCUAAGUCAGCUCGAAUUCUUCCAGAAAAGCCAAUUGUUAUUAAAGGUAUUUCAGCAAAUGAAGACGUUGGAAUGAGCAAAAACGUGAAUGCACAGUCUAAUUAUCUUUGUCGUUUGGAGAACAUCAAGGAACAAAAUUCACGAACAGUUCCAAAACCUGAUAUCCUACAAGUUAAGACGACCAUCGGUAAAGCAGAGAUACUUUUGAAGACAGUGAAUAAUUUGGAGCAGGAGAAAAAAUCAUCAAUUUCUCAAUCAUCUGUUGUUGACAAGCACAGAAAGAGUAGUGUUCCAUUAAAAUAUUGUUCUGUUAACACUUCGAAUCAGGCUAUUGCUUCCAAAAUACCGUCCAGUACUCCUAAUACCGCUCUAAUAUCAAAGUCACCUGUCUCAAGUUCAAUAAUGAAGUAUGAACAAAAUAAAGUGAAACCGAAAGACGAUGCAAUCUCUAAUACGAACCACAGCAAUGCAAACAGAAAUUCUCAUCCUACUGGUCCCAAAGAUUUUCUUGAACAGGACGCUGUCUUACCGAACAUUGCUGACAUUGUGAAAUCUCGAAAAAGAGUGCAAACUAAUCUGUACUCAUCAAGAGUACCUUCAGAAGAAUUUUCAAGAAGUUUAUCACAUUCUAGGCCUAAAAGAAGAAAAAUUGCAAUGGAGCCGAGCCUCAAUGAGAAAGCUACCACUAACACAAAGGCUAAAAGUUCAGCUGUAGAAUCACCAAGGUCUGUAUUAGAAGACUUUGAAGAGGACACCGAUAAGCGAAUCAAUAGCAGAAAUUCUUCUAGGAAAUCGUUAGAUAUAAAUACAGAAAUUGAUGAUCCGUUAAGAAACCGUUUGAAGGCAGAUGGAGCUACACACAAUCCUCAUUUUUUUGGUAUUGCUAGUAAGUAUUCAAUGAAUUAUUCAAUUGAGAGAAUAUUAAGCAAAGAUAAUGACUCGAAGCAAAAGCACCAUAAUGAAAGUACAGUUAAAGAUUCUAGGCAACGGGAGGGUCGUGAAUUUAGAAGAGGCUCUUCUAGCGUACCGGAUAGAAGUGAACCUGAAGUGUGUAAAUCAGAUGAUCAAGUUCCAGAAGAUCCUUUCGAUAGGCUCCUCAAACAGAAAAGUAUAAACCCUCACUUUUCUAACAAAGCGAGCACUAGAGAAAAGGAACGUAAUUAUGAGUCAGAUUUGGUAUAUAAAAUUAAAGAAAAAAGUUUUAUUAAUGAAAAAUCUCAUCGAGAUAGACCAAUAAGGGAGGAAGCGAAAAGAGUGUCUGGUAUUUCUCACGACCGAAGAUCUCAGGAAAGGGACAUUAGAGAGAGUUAUAAGCGAUAUCCCAAUUAUCAGACACAUGGAAGUAGGGAUUCCUACAUGUCAGAACAUAGAAGAAGUAGUGGUAGUCAUUAUCAGUCUACAGGGUCCAGCAAGCAUAAUAGUUCGAGGCAGCCAAGUCGUUACCUGGGGAGUAGUUCUAGUCGACCAACUGUAUACCACCAAUAUUCAAGAACACCUCAACAACAGAAACCCGAAAAUUCCAGAUCUAGUUUGUUUUCUCCUAGGCAUAUUACUGAAGAAGAACAACCUGAUUGGGCGGAGAGAUUGAUUAACAAAGGGUUUUUUGACCCACCAAGUGAGGGUACUCCUCAGUUUUUUCCUCGAAAGAUUCACAGGGUGGCUCAAAAAGCAUCAGAUGAAACGCACUGGAAAUUAGGCAACUACUCAUAUAAGUACUAGGUGAAUGAAUGAAUCCAACAAGAAUGCUUUCAAGACAAGGACAUAAGAACUAUUCCUAGUUCUUUUUUUAAAGAACUGAGGGGCAUGGAUCUUGAGUAGCUAGUCAUUUUUAACCUCCAUGGAGAAACUGUUUAUUGAUGAAAUAGACUGUAUCUUAAUUGAAGGAGUAUGUGAAUUGACUAAAUGUGGUAUAAUUUAUAACUUGAAGUACCCAACUUUACUAUUUCUUCUGAACAUCUAUUGAAUCCUAGUGGCUUCCAACGUUUUAGAAAAACUUUGUCUUCUCAAGAAGAAGUUUCUAAUAAAUUUUAUAAUGCUGCA